Messenger RNA from Saprolegnia diclina VS20, 3722 nucleotides. RefSeq lists its product as hypothetical. The record is from RefSeq and is a predicted model, not a curated record. The coding region runs from base 23 to 3559 and encodes 1178 amino acids. Gene Ontology annotation, biological process: chromosome organization. Gene Ontology annotation, cellular component: chromosome. The transcript has a single exon. Gene Ontology annotation, molecular function: ATP binding; ATP hydrolysis activity; protein binding. Lineage: Eukaryota; Oomycota; Saprolegniomycetes; Saprolegniales; Saprolegniaceae.
CCGGAGGCGCAAGGGGCGGAGCAUGUUCGUCGAGGAGGUCAUCAUCGACGGCUUCAAGUCGUACGCGACGCGGACCGUGGUCUCUGGCUUCGACCCGCGCUUCAACGCCAUCACGGGCCUCAACGGCUCCGGGAAGAGCAACAUCCUGGACGCGAUCUGCUUCGUGCUGGGCAUCACCAACCUCUCGGCGGUCCGUGCGGCCAACCUGCAAGAACUCGUGUACAAGCAGGGCCAGGCCGGCGUGACCAAGGCGAGCGUGACCAUCGUCUUCAACAACAGCGACGCGGCCAAGAGCCCGGUGGGCUACGAGCAGUACAAGCAGAUCUCGGUCGCGCGCCAAGUCGUGCUCGGCGGCAAGAACAAGUACUUGAUCAACGGCCACACAGCGCAGGUCAGCCAGGUGCAGAACCUCUUCCACUCGGUGCAGCUCAACGUCAACAACCCGCAUUUCCUCAUCAUGCAAGGCCGCAUCACCAAGGUGCUCAACAUGAAGCCGCCCGAGAUCCUCGGCAUGAUCGAAGAGGCCGCCGGCACGCGCAUGUACGAGAACAAGAAGCAAGCCGCGCUCAAGACGAUGGCCAAGAAGGAGAAGAAGGUCGACGAGAUCAACAAGAUCCUCGCCGACGAGAUCACGCCGACGCUCGAGAAGCUCCGGAAGGAGAAGCGCAACUACAUGCAGUGGGCCGCCAACAACACGGAAGUCGAGCGCCUCACGCGCUACUGCGUCGCGUACGACUACACCAAGGCGCUGACGAUCUCGAGCAAGUCAACGUCCGAGCUCUCGGAGCUGCAGGCGUUGCUCGCGGCGGCGCAGGCGAGAAAGGCCGAGCACGCGGCAGCGAUCGACGCGCUCUCGGACGAGAUGGACGAGAUCCAGAGCACACGCGACGCGCAGCUGCAGGGCGACUUUGACGAGCUCAAGACGAAAGAAGACGCGAUCGGCCGCGACGUCGUCAAGCUGCGCACGAAGGCGACCAACCAUGCGUCGACCGUCGGCGCCGCCAAGACGACGGUGCGCACGCUGCAGGAGCAGGCGGCCGACCUCGACCACGCGAUGGCGGCGCAAGAAGCGUCGAUAUCGACCUUGAUGCAGCAAGGCGAGAGCAUCGAGGCGACGCAUGCGGCGCGCGCGCAGGCCGUCACGGACCUGAGCGGCGAGAUCCAGGCGCUCAACGCCGGCGUGAGCAGCUCGAGCUCCAAGCAGUCGCUCACGGACCAGCUCGCAACCAAGACGCGCGAGCUCCAGGCCACCAAAACCCACAUCCAGCAGCUCCAGCUUAAGCUGCAACACCACGUGACGUCGGUGGCCGCCAAGCAGGCGCAGUUGGCCAAGACCAAGAGCCAGAACAAGGCCAUCGAAGCGAGCGAAGCCGCGCUCCUGCGCGACGUGCGCAGCCUCGAAGAGCAGGUAUCGGGCCUCGAGCGCCGCUUCAACGUCGGCGCCGAGGCCGAGCUGCGCUCGAAAAAAGAGGCCUUGCAGCAGCGCGUGGGGCAGUUGCACCGCGACUUGGACGACGCGAGCGCGGGCGUCGCCGCCCGUCUGCGCUUCGACUUUGAUACGCGGGCGGUCGACCCGAGCGGCGUCCACGGCAUGAUCGCCAAGCUCUUGUCGGUGCGCGACGGCAAGCAUACGACCGCGCUCGAGAUGGCGGCCGGUGGCAAACUGUACCAGAUCGUGGUCGACAACGAGCACACGGGCCAGGAUCUGCUCACGAACGGCAACCUCCGGUCGCGCGUGACCGUCAUUCCGCUCAAUAAGAUCUCACGCCGGCCGCUGACGUCGCACCAAGUGGCGGCCGCCGAGCGCAUUGCGCGCGAGAAGCGGGGCCACGCGUGGCCGGCCCUCGACCUGAUCGAGUUUGAUGACGCGGUCGCGCCCGCGAUGGAGUACGCCUUUGGGUCGACGAUUGUCUGUGACUCGAGCGCGACCGCCGAGGCCGUCACGUUCCACCGCGACGUCCGCGCGCGCACGGUGACGUUGGAAGGCGACUCGUUUGACCCGGCGGGGACGCUCCAGGGCGGGUCGGCGCCGAGCAACAACAAUGCGAUUUUGAAGCGCGUGCACGCCGUCGCAGCCAUCGCCCGGGACCUCGAGCUCGCGCGCGCCGAGCGCAACGCUGUCGCCGACGAGCUCGACGCGAUGCGCGAUGACGCCAAGGCGUACGCCGACCUGCAGCGCAAGCUCGAACUCAAAGCGCACGAACUCUCGCUCUUGCGGCGGCAGAUUCAGGAGACGUCGUAUGCCCAGAUCCAGGCCGAGCUCGCGCGCCUCGAAGCCGACCAAGCGGCGGCGACGACGGACCUCGCGACUGCGAAUGCGUCUUUGCCGACGCUCGACGCUGCGAUCCGCGCCCUCCAGGAGGACAUUGCGUCGAUGGCGACGGGCCGCGAAGGCCGGCUCAAGGCGCUCGGCGUGCGCCUCAAGGACGCCAAGGCGUCGCUCGUCUCGGCGGCGUCGGCGCUGCAGACGCACACGCAGUCAAUCGCGGAGCUCCGGCUCGAACUCGACACGAUGCGCGACGAAAAGGCGGCGCUGCAGGAAGCGCUCGCGUCGGCCGAGACGAGCUUGGUUUCGCUGCAAAAAGAGGCGGACAAGGUGCGCAGCGCGCUCGCGGCCAUGGAAGCCAGCCUCGGCGAGGUCUCGGCGCAGCUCCAGGCGCAGCGCGCGAGCUUGGCGCAGUGCGACGAGGAGUUGAAAGGGCUCCAGGCGACGCUGGAGGCGCGCAAGAAGAGCGUGCGCGACGCAGACCUCGAGGCCAAGAAGAUCGACGUGCGCAUCGGUCGCAUGCAAAAAGACACGUCGGCCGCGACGUCGCUCGUCGAGAACCUCCAGAAGCAGCACCCGUGGAUCGCGACCGAGAAGGAGUACUUUGGCCGCGACCAGUCGGACUUUGACUUCAAGCGCAUGGAGCUCGGGGCGGCCAAGGCGCGGCUCGCAGAGCUCAAGGACGCGCAGGGUUCGCUGGCCAAGAAGAUCAACAAGAAGGUGAUGGGCAUGAUUGAGAAGGCCGAGUCCGAGUACCAGAGCUUGAUGGAGAAGCGCACGAUCAUCGAGAAGGACAAGACCAAGAUCAACUCUGUCAUUACGGAGCUCGACACGAAGAAGAACGAGGCGCUCGAAAUCACGUGGCAGAAGGUCAACAAGGACUUUGGCUCGAUCUUUGCGACGCUCUUGCCGGGCACGAGCGCCAAGCUCGACCCGCCGGCCGACGGCUCGAUCCUCGACGGUCUCCAGGUCAAGGUGGCGUUUGGCGGCGUCUGGAAGGAGAGUCUUACGGAGCUCAGCGGCGGCCAGCGCUCGCUCCUCGCGCUUUCGCUCAUUCUGUCGCUCCUCCUCUUCAAGCCCGCGCCCAUGUACAUCCUCGACGAGGUGGACGCGGCGCUGGACCUCUCGCACACGCAGAACAUUGGGCAAAUGAUCCGGUCGCACUUCAGCCACUCGCAGUUCAUCGUCGUCUCGCUCAAGGAAGGCAUGUUCAACAACGCCAACGUGGUGUUUCAAACCAAAUUCGUCGACGGCGUCUCGACCGUCGCCCGGUCCACGCCCCACGGACGCUAAUACGUACUGCGUUGACUUCGUACUCUGUUCUCGUGGACGUUCUUGCCUGCUUUCGAGAGACGGUGCGGGCUCGAUCACGCUUGAUAGAUUGAAAGUUCGAUAUGGAUACAUGGAUGCAGAGCGACUAUAAGAAGCGGCUACGUGGCGGGCUCGGCGUCUCGGA